UGUAAAUCAGUAUGGAACAAAACUGCGUUCAGAAGUGUGAAGAAAACAUAUUGACAUGGAACAAUUCAAUUAAUCAAAAGUGAAGGGACAGUGGGUUUUAUUAACACCAGUGUGAUUGUUUUAGCAGCCCCGUGUGUAGAAAUAACUAUGAUGUCUUUUGUAUGCCGUCAGAGUAUAUUAGCAUUUGCAUGAGGUUUACCAGUGCAGAGAGCAAACGAAAGGAGAGCGCAAAGAAACUGGAAGCUUUUCAGUCCAGGAUGGCUCAUGCAAAGAGGUUUUCUCAAAUCCCCAUGUCUAAGUGCAUGCGAGAUCUCUGUAAAGAGGAAGAUUACACUUUCCUAAACUGUCUUGGGAAGCAGGAUGAGAGGCUGGAGGACAGUACAUGUCUGGAGAGCGAAUAUCAGGAAAAGCAAGAAGAAAGGAUCCGGCAUCGACAGGAGCGCGAGCAGCUGGAACGAGAAAAGCAAUGUGAGAAAGAGGAGCAGCAGAAGGAGAAAGACAAGCAGUGGAAAAGCCAUGUGGCCGAACUGGCGGUCCAACGCAAGGCCAUCCAUGCAAAACUAGACAGACUACGAGAAUUUAGGGACUUUCAGAAGAAAGUUGUGCUUCAGGAUUUGGGUCUGGAUCCAGGUUCUGAAAAUGAAUCUGUUAAGCACCUUCUGAUGAGACUGUAACUGGGUUUACUAGUAAAUAAUGACAUAAUUAAAGAAUUAAUUAAAAUAAUUUGAACUGAAUUGAAAGAAAUUUAGCAUUAAAUCAAUUGUUCACCUUUGCAGUGAAUGCUGAAUUUCUCCAAAUCUGUUCAGAUGAAUAAAUAAACUCAUCUAUAUCUUGAAUGGCCUGAGAGUUAGAAUUUUCAGGACAUUUACAUUUUUGGGUGAACUAUUCCUUUAACAAGCUAUCAAAGUCUUAAAUGAAAUAUAUUGUUAUGCAGUGAUCAUAUAUCUUUGCAAGAUGUGUUAAUAUUUAAACCUAAAGCAGAAAGUGUGUAUAAAAUAACAUGAGUGAAAUCAUAUUUCUACCUCGUUAUUAAAGCCACUAACUGGAGCGAGUUAGAAUAGAGUGAGUUAUGUUCAGUGUUCAAAAUGAUUAAAUAACAAACUCACUGACUCUGUGGCAAAUAAAUUGCAGCU
Molecule: messenger RNA, 1133 nt
Organism: Carassius gibelio (silver crucian carp)
Lineage: Eukaryota; Metazoa; Chordata; Actinopteri; Cypriniformes; Cyprinidae
Product: putative golgin subfamily A member 6-like protein 3
Exons: 6
Coding region: 162-674 (170 amino acids)
Source: RefSeq, a predicted model, not a curated record